Messenger RNA from Nezara viridula (southern green stink bug), 2361 nucleotides. NCBI's taxonomy places the organism in Eukaryota, Metazoa, Arthropoda, Insecta, Hemiptera, Pentatomidae. The record is from the annotation of a GenBank genome assembly.
GUUGUUGUCUGCGGCAGAUCAGCUGUUACCAUUAAGUCCCCAACUUCUCUGGUCCACUAUGAAGCGGUUAGGCCAUAUAACUAAGGACCCGAAAAUAGUUUUUCAUCUAACUCCUCUCCAUACAAUAUUCCUCAGUUUAUAUUUUGAACGGCUCAGAACUCCUACUAUCUAGUUUAUAAACCGUUUUAACGGGAUUUAAAAAAAAAAUAAAGAAAAUCCGAAACGUGAUAGGCUGGAAUUUACUUCACCGUAGAAUUUUCAAUGAGAACAAUGACUUUGUUUUUCCGUUUUUCCGGAGGAAAAUGACCUUCGGGUCUCAGCUCAAGAUACGGUCCAUGGGAUUGGCGGUUCCCAGCUGUAGCACGACCCAUCACAGUAAUUAAGUUGUUUCGAGUCCAAAAAGCUGACUUCUCAUGAUGCCAGGAAAAUGACAAAUAAUCAAGGUAAGGGAAUGUCAAACUAUUCGAAAAAAAUUCUGCAUAUUUUUUUUCUCGAAAAAUUGUAACAUCUCAGUGAUACUCCCAUAUCUUUAUCAUCACUCGAAAAAAUUGACGUUUUUCGAUCAUUCUCCUGCACGCCUUUCCUGAUAACAGUCACAUUCAAUUUAACCUUCUAUAACCUUUAAGUUUUAAGUAUUAUAAACAAAAUUCCUUUUCAAUAUGAGGCACAAAUUUUGAUUUAGGCUUCAAAAUCUGUUUAUCUGCGCACUAUAGAGACUAUAGGACAGCAAAAUAGGAUAUCUGUGCAUUCCCGCAACAUAUGUUUAAAGGAUGUCCAAUCCUAAUGAUAACGUUAAGAAAUUGAUAUUGAUUUGGAACACAAGACAUGAAACAUACUCGAUGUCAACGAUAGGUUAGAUGAAACUGAAAAAUCAACAAUGCCUCAAAACGUGGAAAAGAAUAAUUCAUUUUCUGGAUUUAAUUGCUGUGGGAUGGAGCUCAAUAGAGAAUUUUAUGAAUUCGAAAAAAAUGCUUCGGUAAAAGGACACCAGGGCCGGGACGUGGACUCGUGGUUCAUGAUGUCCAGUAUAUGGCCCGCCGCGGCGCUCACCUCGGCCUACCUCUACUUCGUCAUCGUGGCCGGUCCCCGCUGCAUGAAGGGCAGGAAGCCAUACAGCCUCAAGCCGGUCCUGCUCCUCUACAACCUGGCCCAGGUCGUCUUCUCCGCCUGGAUGGUCGUCAGGGGUUUUCAGGAGACCUACGGAAUCUUCCUCCGGGCGGCGUGCACCCCAAGUUUGCUUAACCCCAAAACAGCAUAUGCGGUAGACUCGUUAUCUUGGUACUACCUGAUUUCAAAGUACUUCGAAUUUCUGGAUACAAUAUUCUUCGUCCUGAGAGGAAAGUGGAGACAAGUAACCUUCCUGCAUGUCUACCAUCACGCCAACAUGGCGAUAUUCACUUGGAUUUUCGUUAAAUACGUCAGCGGUAUCCAGAUAUUUAUGUUGGGGAUGUGCAACAGCUUCGUCCACGCCGUCAUGUACAGUUACUACCUCCUUGCAGCCUUCGGUCCAAGCAUCAGCAGGUUCUUGUGGUGGAAGAGGUACAUCACCAGGCUUCAAAUAAUCCAGUUCGUGGCAGUUAUUGUCUACCUGUUGUAUCUGUACGUCCAGGGAUGCAAUACACCGCCUGGGUUCAUACUGUUCUCCAUCUGUAACACCUCUUCCUUUCUUGUACUCUUCCUCCUGUUCUACGCUAAGGCUUAUGCUGACAAGAAGAAACUCCAGGAAUGAACAUUGAUGGCUCACUAAGGUCUAUUGUCCACGGAAAGUUGAUUGAAGGCUGUAUUUGAGCAUGUAACAGUUAUGUUACAACUAUACCUGAAUAUGCAACAGUCCUCUCUAAUCUUGGUCGAUGCAAGCAAUAAAUAAAAAGAAAGAAAUAACAUAAAAAUUAAAUAAAAUAAACACCAUAAAUCUGUUUUAUUUGUUAUACUGUAAUAUUGCAGUAAAACAGUCUUUUUAAUAAUUUUUUUUAGUUUCCAUGCAGAUAAGGCAUGGAAAUGUAAUUAUGUUUGAGAGAUGUAUGAUGUAAAUUAUAUUUAUAAAUUGUAAAUAAAAUAUAUUGUUAUUAGUUUGUGGAUAGAUACUAGAGUUAAAAUAGAUGGAUUAAACUCAUCAAAUUUAAGUAAAUAUACUAUUUAAUUUUAAAUAAUCUUGUGAUAGGUACUUCAAAAUUAUUUUUAAACAAAAAAUUGAGACAUACAAAGUCAUAAAAUUGUGAUAAAUUAUAUUUUGUUUAGUAAUAGAGGUAAUUUAAGAUAAAAUGAUGUAUAGAUACUUUUAUCAGAUGUUCUAUUUUUAUAUUAAGAGUAAAGUACUCUAAUUACAAAUAUAAAUUUCUUUCUAAAUUGUCCCUGUUUCAG